AUGUCAAAAUUACUACUACUCCAUUCUCCUCACUUCACUGCUCCAACCCACCUCCGUCCUACUACUCUUCUCCUCACUUCAAUUCUCUCCAAAAAACCUCCUCAUUUCUCCAUCUCUCUCCUUCCUCAAUCCGCCAAACAAUUCCGCAAAAUCACUCUCUCAUGUUCUCAAUCUUCUUUCCUCUCUUCUUCCUCCUCUUCGAUUCACUGCAGAACCUUGUCUGUCCGCGCUUUUGAUUCUGAUGAUUCCAAAACCGGUGAAAUAGAACAAGAAGAAGAGAAGAAGGAAUCGGCGGAGUCUUUUUACGCUAAGAAAAGCGAUGAGGAUUAUCCAAGUGGUGAUUUUGAUUUCCAGGAAAUCGGAGCUUGGAAUCGUUUCCUUGUUAAGCUUAAAAUGCUUAUUGCUUUCCCUUGGGAACGCGUUCGCAAAGGCAGUGUUUUGACUAUGAAAUUACGCGGCCAGAUAUCUGAUCAGCUAAAGAGCCGUUUCUCUUCAGGAUUGUCAUUGCCUCAAAUUUGUGAGAAUUUUUUAAAAGCAGCUUAUGAUCCUCGCAUUUCGGGUAUCUAUCUUCAUAUAGAUGGCUUGAAUUGUGGGUGGGCUAAAGUUGAAGAAAUUCGAAGACACAUUUUCAAUUUCAAGAAAUCAGGUAAAUUCGUUGUUGCCUACGUCCCUGCGUGUAGAGAGAAAGAGUAUUUUCUUGCCUCUGCCUGUGACGACCUUUAUCUCCCACCAAGUGCUUAUUUUUCUUUGUAUGGGUUGACUGUUCAAGCAGCGUUUCUUGCAGAAUUGUUCCACAUGCUCGGUAUGAAUUGCACAAUCACAUCACUUGCAAUUGUGCAUACUACUGAGUCUCACUACUGGAAGGUCGCCAUUGAAAAUGAGAGGUGCUCUAGAAAGAACCGGAGCAGAAUAGGGAUAGAGUUUUGCCACAUUGUGCCUCUAUUAUCAAUGGCAAUUGACAAGGAGAGCACUGCAAAUGAUGGUGUUUUUGAGAACGUAGGAAUUCAACCAGAAGUUCAAAGGAUUGGUAAAUAUAAAAGUGCUGGGGAUCAACUUACACGAAAAAGUAUGUCUGAAGAAAAUUGUGAGAUGCUGACUGCAAUUCUUGAUAACAUCUAUGGGAAUUGGCUGGAUAAAGUUUCUUCAACAAAAGGAAAGAAAAUAGAAGAUAUUGAGAACUUAAUUAAUGAAGGAGUCUACAAGGUAGAAAGGCUGAAAGAAGAGGGCUUGAUAACAAACACACACUAUGAUGAUGAGGUUAUCUCAAUGUUGAAAGAGAGAGUUGGAGCGCAAAAGGAUAAAGUUCUUCCUACAGUUGAUUACAAAAAAUACUCGCGAGUUAGGAACUGGACUCUUGGUUUAACAGGAGGCAGAGACCUAAUUGCUGUUAUCAGAGCCUCUGGUAGCAUUAGUCGUGUGCGGAGUCCAUUAAGCUUAUCUGGUUCUGGUAUCAUCGGGGAACAGUUCAUCGAGAAGAUUCGUCAAUUAGCAUGUAUAGAGUCGAAUAAAUAUAAAGCUGCUAUCAUCCGAAUUGACAGCCCUGGAGGUGAUGCCCUUGCAUCUGAUUUAAUGUGGAGGGAAAUCAGACUUCUGGCUGAUUCAAAACCUGUGAUUGCAUCAAUGUCUGAUGUAGCAGCAAGUGGAGGAUACUAUAUGGCAAUGGCAGCAGAUACCAUUGUUGCAGAAAAUUUGACCUUAACUGGAUCAAUCGGAGUUGUUACGGGGAAAUUUAACCUCGGAAAACUGUAUGAGAAGAUUGGCUUCAACAAGGAGAUCAUAUCAAGGGGUAAAUAUGCUGAGCUCCUUGCAGCAGAACAGCGACCUUUAAGAGCAGAUGAAGCUGAACUUUUUGCCAAGUCUGCUCAGAAUGCUUAUAAGCAAUUUCGAGACAAGGCAGCAUUUUCAAGAUCAAUGCCAGUGGAUAAGAUGGAAGACGUUGCACAAGGCAGAGUCUGGACAGGUCAAGAUGCAGCUUCACGAGGUUUAGUGGAUGCAAUUGGUGGGUUUUCUCGUGCUGUUGCUAUAGCAAAACAGAAGGCCAACAUACCCCAGGACAGACAGGUAACUCUGGUUGAACUAUCUAGACCCUCUCCCACGCUACCAGAGAUCUUAAGUGGAAUAGGAAGUUCCGUAGUUGGUGUAGAAAGAACUUUAAAAGAACUGCUACAAGACUUGGCAUUUUCCAAUGGAGUUCAUGCCCGGAUGGAUGGUAUUCUAUUCCAGAGACUGGAGGAGGCUUCUUAUGCAAAUCCUAUCUUAACCUUGAUAAAAGAUUGCCUUGGUUCUCUCUGA
This is a messenger RNA of Dovyalis caffra, 2292 nucleotides long. Lineage: Eukaryota; Viridiplantae; Streptophyta; Magnoliopsida; Malpighiales; Salicaceae. The record is from the annotation of a GenBank genome assembly.